Messenger RNA from Suricata suricatta (meerkat), 1393 nucleotides. RefSeq names its product cell cycle control protein 50C-like. Lineage: Eukaryota; Metazoa; Chordata; Mammalia; Carnivora; Herpestidae. The record is from RefSeq and is a predicted model, not a curated record. The transcript has 8 exons. Bases 108 to 1142 code for a protein of 344 amino acids. Gene Ontology annotation, cellular component: Golgi apparatus; plasma membrane; endoplasmic reticulum. Gene Ontology annotation, biological process: phospholipid translocation.
ACGCCACCUUUUGGCCUUCAGACUCCACCUGAGGCCUCAGUUCUACAGAUCUCAGGUUUACGAGCCUCCUUCAUAACCGUUGUAACUCAGUCACCUGCAGGACGAAAAUGAAGAGGACAUCCGAGAUCUGCCCAUCCAGAUUGCCAGACAAUUCUGCUUUAAAGCAGCAGCAAUUGCCCGCCUGCCGGCUACAGCUCUCAGCCGCUGGAGUCCUCUCUGGCUUUUUUGCCACAGGAGCAUUCUGCCUUGGCGUGGGCAUCAUCCUUAUAUUGUCUGCGAAGAGUAUCAAGGAAAUAGAGAUUAAAUACACAAAUAUAUGUGGACAUUGUGCAAAACUGCGAGAAGAUGCUACUAACUUUGACAAAGAAUGCACCUGCUCUAUUCCCUUUUACCUUUCAGAGACAAUGAAAGGCAAUGUUUAUUUGUACUACAAAUUAUAUGGCUUCUAUCAGAAUCUCUAUCAAUAUAUUCUAUCCAGAAGUAAUAGCCAACUGAUGGGUACAGAUUUAAAGGAUGUUGGAAACUGUGCUCCAUUUAGCAAGUCCCACAAUGGGACCCCCAUUGCUCCUUGUGGUGCUAUUGCCAACAGCAUAUUCAAUGAUACCAUUAUUCUUUCAUACAACCUUAAUUCAUCUAUACAUAUCAAAGUCCCAAUGCUAAGGAGUGGAAUUACAUGGUGGACAGAUAAGUAUGUCAAGUUUCAGAAUCCAAGUACCUUUAAUCUUUCUAGUGCAUUUGCAGGAACUGCAAAGCCCCCAUACUGGUCUAAGCCUGUCUAUGAACUGGAUUUACAGGAUCCAGGAAACAAUGGCUUCCUCAACGAUGACUUCAUUGUGUGGAUGCGGACAGCUGCCUUUCCCACUUUCAAAAAACUGUACCGUAGACUCAAUCGAAUACAGUAUUUUGUUGAAGGCUUGCCUGCUGGUAACUACAGCUUCAACAUUUCCUAUAAUUUUCCAGUAACCAGGUUCAAAGGAGAAAAAUCAGUUGUUCUUUCCACCACGACAUGGAGUGGAGGCAGUAGCCUUUUCUUAGGUCUCGCCUACACAGUGACAGGAGCCGUGACAUGGUUGGCUGCCUUUUCCAUGACGGCAAUCCACUUGAUGCUGAAAGAUAGAACAAAGCUCUUCAUCGAGCAGUAAAGUCAAGUUUUAACAAGAAAACACAGAAAUGGACAGUGAAGCCACUAACAGAACCAAUGAUUUCUGACAAGGCUCAAAGAGGGAUAUUUCAUCAAGGGGAACUGGAUUGACUGACCAAUGGCAAUCCCAUAUAGACAGAUAAUGAGAGUUUCAGAGUGAACAAGAGGAAGAAGAGGGGGAGGAAGUGGUGGAGGAAGAAGAAUGAAACAGCAUAAUUAUGUAUAUAGUAAAGUGUCCUUGGAGAAGAUAAA